UUCUCAUGCAACAUCACCCUUAUGAUGCAUGGUACCGUACCCCAGGGCCAUGCCAAGCUGUAGGUGGAGCACUUCAACCAAGCAUAAACAACCCCGCCUGUGGUGAGCGGGGGCAACCGACACAGAAUGCAUCAAAAAAACUCAAAAUUCCAAGCUUUCACUCGGAUGUUGUUCGAUCUCGCUGGGAUUCGAACCCAGAGCCUUUACCAGCUGGUAUAACCGGAAAGUAAUGCGCUAGCCAUUGCGCCACGAAACCGGGAAUUUGAUUAGUUGUUGGCAGGAGACUCGGGAUCAAGCCAGCAUCUCACCUCGACGCCGACCUCACCGCUGACCAACCCACCACCACAAACAACACCACAACACCACAACACAACGACACACCACACCACCCACAACCCACCCACAACAAUGCCCCUCCCCGACUUCACCUCCCCCACCACCUUCCCCCUCUUCACCUCCCUCCCCCUCACCACCACCCCCUCAUCCUCCUCAUCAGAAGAGUACUACCUCCUCGCCCAAAUCCACCAAAACAUGACCCUCACCAAGCCCACCCUAAUCUGCACCGACGCCACCAACACCUCCUUCGCGAUCGUCUUCGGCUCGCGCCCGGCCUCCGGCCCCGACACCCUCGACUUCGCCCGGCUGGGCUACCGCCGCGGCGCGACGCUGGUUCUGCCGGGGGUGAGGCGCACGCCGCCCAAGGAGGGGGACGGGAGUAAGGGGUUUGUGAGUAUCGCAAGGGAGGAGGAGGGGCGGGUGAGGGUGGUGCCGUCUUCGGCGGGAGGGGGGAAGGCGGAGGGGGAGGGGAGUGGGGGGACGAAGGGGGUGGAGAGGGUUGUGAGGGUGGGGGGGUGGUUGAGGGGGAGGGAUGCGGGUGGGGAUGGGGACGGGGAAAGGGGGUGUGAGAGUUGCGGUGGGGAGGCGAGGAAGGAUGGGGCUGGGGGGGAGAAGGCGGCGUUGAUGAAGUGUACUGGUUGUGGGGAGGUCGAGUACUGUUGCAAGGAGUGCCAGGCCAAGGGGUGGAAUGAGGGUGGGCACAAGGCGGACUGCAAGGUCAUCAAGGCUAUCCGCGCCAUCUGGUCAUGACGGCAGCUGCGAUAAAAGGCACCGACUCCGACCUCAACGUCCGCGGCAGCACACGGAACAUCCACAAACGAAGAAAAUCCGUCCAGGUCAUGGAGGCCAUCCCAUGGAGUAAGGGUGGAUUGGCAAUAGAUUAACUACAAGAAACGUCAAAAACCAAAACAACCAAAAGGAUAUCCACACGCCAUAAUAACGCCAG
Chaetomium fimeti is the source of this 1282-nucleotide messenger RNA. RefSeq lists its product as uncharacterized. The transcript has 2 exons. The coding region runs from base 409 to 1086 and encodes 225 amino acids. NCBI's taxonomy places the organism in Eukaryota, Fungi, Ascomycota, Sordariomycetes, Sordariales, Chaetomiaceae. The record is from RefSeq and is a predicted model, not a curated record.